Molecule: messenger RNA, 435 nt
Organism: Psammomys obesus (fat sand rat)
Lineage: Eukaryota; Metazoa; Chordata; Mammalia; Rodentia; Muridae
Gene: Ascl4
Product: achaete-scute family bHLH transcription factor 4
Exons: 1
Coding region: 1-435 (144 amino acids)
Biological process (GO): regulation of transcription by RNA polymerase II; developmental process
Molecular function (GO): DNA-binding transcription factor activity, RNA polymerase II-specific; RNA polymerase II transcription regulatory region sequence-specific DNA binding; protein dimerization activity
Source: RefSeq, a predicted model, not a curated record
AUGGAAAAACGCAAACCGGCGGGAUUGCUGGCCCUGCCGUCCCCACAUUGUACCGCUCCGCUGGGUGCGCUGCCCUGUAGGGAGCCCUGUAGGGUCCCCGCGAGCCACAGUGCCGCCGACUGCCCGGGAAGUCGGUUGUGCCGGUCCCUGCCGCCGGGGGGUGUGGGCGAGCCUUCCUUUCUGUGCCAACGCAACGAGCGCGAGCGGCAGCGAGUGCGCUGCGUGAAUGAAGGCUAUGCUCACCUUCGCCAGCACCUGCCACGCGAGCUGGCCGGCCAGCGGCUCAGCAAGGUGGAGACGCUGCGUGCCGCCAUCAGCUACAUCAAACACCUGCAGGAGCUGCUGAAAUGCCACAGGCCGGACUGCAACAGCGAUGGCGAGUCCAAAGCGUCCUCAGGGGCAUCGCCUUGCAGCGAGCCGGAGGAACACAGCUAG